Tripterygium wilfordii is the source of this 2419-nucleotide messenger RNA. RefSeq lists its product as uncharacterized. Lineage: Eukaryota; Viridiplantae; Streptophyta; Magnoliopsida; Celastrales; Celastraceae. The transcript has 12 exons. Bases 411 to 2183 code for a protein of 590 amino acids. The record is from RefSeq and is a predicted model, not a curated record.
UCUUUCACGUUGUUGCUUUGCUUGAACUGUAAGCACACCGAGGCAUAUGGUGGGUCUUCUGAAAAUCAAAUGGAAUAACCAAAAACCAAAGGCCAAAAGCAAUUAUAUCCUUUGCUUCACUCACGUAUCCUCUUUCAUCUGAGAGUAACUGAUAUGUUCCCGAUUCCCCCCAAAUUCGAGGCCUCACAACGGUUAUCAACCGCCUCCGGCUCGGUCCGCAACGCCCAUCCAUGUUAGAAUUUUCAAAAAUAAUUUGUUAUUCAAACUUCAACGUUCAAAAAGGGUUUUUUUGUUGCUUGAGGUGUCUUAGAUUGGGUUGUGCUUUGACAGGGAGGAAUUUGUAAUUAGUUCUAUCUAUGGGUGUUUAGUGAUUUUUGGGGGAUCUGGUUGGGUGUGGAUUGUAGAGAGAUAUGGAGCCUCCAAGGGGUUUUUUGGCUUCUUUAUGGAACUUCAUUUGCUUUCUACCUUACUUCAUUGGGCUUUUGUUUCUGGGCACCAUUAAAGGUAUCAUUUUCUGCCCAUUCAUAUGCCUAGUCAUGACAAUUGGAAACUCUGCCAUCAUACUGGGUCUUUGGCCAUUUCAUACAGUCGGGACAUAUUAUAGCAUUGUGAGAGCAAAACAGUUAGGCCCGGUUUUGAAGCUGGUUCUCUGCUUAUUCUUGCCAGUUCUCUUGAUUUUAUGGCCGGUGAUUGGCAUUGUUGGGAGUGUCAUUGGUGGAGUAUUAUACGGCUUUCUUUCACCAAUAUUUGCAACCUUUGAUGCUGUUGGAGAAGGGAAGAGUAACCAGCUUUUACACUGUUUCUAUGAUGGAACUAUAAGCACUGUCAAAGGGAGUUUCACUGUGGUCAGGGAUUUUGGAGAUGUUUGUUAUCAUUCCUACUUCUCAAUCUUGGAUGACCUACGAAAUCAAGAGCCUCCUGAUGGGAAAUAUCUUGAGAUCAGAUUGUUGUAUCUUUUUGGAGCUGUUGUAGUUGCCACGCUUGGUAUCGUGGUCGAUUAUCCAAUGAUCUCACUUAUUGCACUCUUCAAAAGCCCAUACAUGCUUUUUAAGGGUUGGCAUCGUUUGUUCCAUGACCUUAUAGGUCGGGAAGGCCCUUUCCUGGAGACAAUAUGUGUACCGUUUGCCGGUCUUGCUAUCCUAUUGUGGCCAUUGGCUGUCGUUGGGGCAGUGUUGGGCUCCGUAGUGUCUAGCAUCUUCCUUGGUGCUUAUGCAGGGAUUGUUGUUUAUCAGGAGUCCUCUUUUUGGUUUGGACUUAGCUAUAUUGUUGCUUCUCUGGCAAUUUAUGAUGAAUACAGCAACGACAUUCUCGACAUGCCUGAAGGAUCUUGCUUUCCUAGGCCUCGGUAUCGAAAGAAGGUUGCGAUGUCCAGGACCGCCUCUCACACUUCUUCUUUCUCAAGGCCCAACUCAUUCAAGCGUCACCCCUCUCGCUCUGGAUCGCUUAAGAAUCCCAUGAUUGACUUGAAGCCCCUGGAGCUACUUGAGAGCUUGUUUAAAGAAAGUCGACGCCGUGGUGAAAUUUUCGUUUCUGGAGGAGUAAUAACACCGGAAGACAUUGAAGAUGCCAAAUCAGAUGAUGGCAGCAAGGUGAUUAGCAUUGGAUUACCUGCUUACUGCCUUCUACAGGCGCUAUUGCGUUCUGUAAAUGCCAAUUCUUCGGGUAUAUUGUUGAGUGACGAAGUUACAGAGAUUACGACUACAAACCGACCUAAGGACACCGUCUUCGAUUGGUUUCUCAACCCCUUUUUAAUUAUCAAAGAACAGAUAAAAGCAGUAAAACUCUCAACAGAAGAGGAGGACUACCUUGGCAAAUUAGUUCUUUUAAAUGGUGAUCCCGAGAGGUUGAAAAACUCAUUUGUUGGCUCACCACCCGAAUCUGAGCGUAGGCGAGCCGAACUCGAUGCAUUAGCCAGAAGGCUUCGAGGGAUCACCAAAUCUGUCUCGCGGUAUCCCACAUUCCGACGCCAUUUUGAUAGUUUGGUGAAGACCCUAUCGGAAGAUCUUGCGAAAAAGGAUGGUGGCAGCAGCUCACUCAAUGGGCCUCAAAGAGUUUCAAGAUCAAAGAGUGCCUUCGCGCGGAUGUUCAGUUCGAACUCUUUUAAAGGCAGAAGUAACAACAAUGGAUCUGACCAAGAGUCAGUGUCACAAUCAGUGGUAGCAAGGGAUGUGGACAUUGCAUAAUUAGGAACCAUACUUAGCAAUUGCAAUUGUAGAUAAAAAUGAGGCUUGUUCCCUUUAAGGAUGUUAGAAAAUGUGUGGAUUCCUGGAUUUGAUUUGAUUCGAGUGAUUUGUUCUGAUCUUCCAAAUAGUUCAGCAACUUUGUUUUUGUUUUUUUUGGUAAGUGUACUUAAUUUGUGACAAUUGCUUCACAAUAAUUUUAUAUAUUUAUACUAUGGAUCCGUUUGGGGCUCCGUUUU